Sciurus carolinensis (gray squirrel) is the source of this 2577-nucleotide messenger RNA. RefSeq names its product RAB18, member RAS oncogene family (gene Rab18). The transcript is spliced from 7 exons. The coding region runs from base 154 to 774 and encodes 206 amino acids. NCBI's taxonomy places the organism in Eukaryota, Metazoa, Chordata, Mammalia, Rodentia, Sciuridae. Gene Ontology annotation, molecular function: GTPase activity; GTP binding. The record is from RefSeq and is a predicted model, not a curated record.
AACGGGCGUCCUGAGCUUCAGCAACCCAAACACCCGGUGUGAAAAGAAGGUGGCAGCCAUCGAGAGGUGCGCAUGCGCAGGCAGCCCUCCGCGGUGAAGGGGUGAGAGGCGGACAGGGUUGGCCAGCUGGGCUCGGAGCGGAGCAGGGUCAGGAUGGACGAGGACGUAUUGACCACUCUGAAGAUCCUCAUCAUCGGCGAGAGUGGGGUGGGCAAGUCCAGCCUGCUCUUGAGGUUCACAGAUGAUACUUUUGAUCCAGAACUUGCAGCAACAAUAGGUGUUGACUUUAAGGUGAAAACAAUUUCAGUGGAUGGAAAUAAGGCUAAACUUGCAAUUUGGGAUACUGCUGGUCAAGAGAGGUUUAGAACAUUAACUCCCAGCUAUUAUAGAGGUGCACAGGGUGUUAUAUUAGUUUAUGAUGUCACAAGAAGAGACACCUUUGUUAAAUUGGAUAAUUGGUUAAAUGAAUUGGAAACAUACUGUACAAGAAAUGACAUAGUAAACAUGCUAGUUGGAAAUAAAAUUGAUAAGGAAAAUCGUGAAGUUGAUAGAAAUGAAGGCCUGAAAUUUGCACGAAAGCAUUCCAUGUUAUUUAUCGAGGCAAGUGCAAAAACCUGUGAUGGUGUACAAUGUGCCUUUGAAGAACUUGUUGAAAAGAUCAUUCAGACACCUGGACUAUGGGAAAGUGAGAACCAGAACAAAGGAGUCAAAUUGUCACACAUGGAAGAAAGCCAUGGAGGAGGAGCCUGUGGUGGUUAUUGUUCUGUGUUAUAAACUCUGGGAAAUUCUAUCUUGCAUAUUUGAUCAGAUAGUGACAUCUUUCUGUAUAUAAACUCUUAACUGCUAUUUUAGGCACCUUGCAGUUUGCACAUAAUUGUUUUGUAUCAUGGCAGUAAAAUAUUUGCAAGAAAUCCUACUCAUCGGCUUUCCCAGGUAAAAUGUUAUGUACGCAUGCACAGUUUGCAAUCUACAGUUUUAUAUGUAACAUAAAAUAGGUGUAUCUUUAUGAGUACAUUUGAUUUUAUGAUUUACAUUUAUCAUGUAAUUUUUUUAAACAUCCAUCUAGUAUAUGUUGAUAUAGGGUCUGCUGCUUUUUUGUUUAUUUUGUUUUCCUUUCUUUGUUUUUCUUUCCUGCUUAAAUAUUCCUGUCAAUUACUGAAUUACUUGGUUAUGUAGAUAGAACUUCUAGAACCAUGGGAGGUAUACAGGUAUCAUCAAACCUGUUAAAUUUCCUUUGAGGAAUAACAGAGAGCAUGAUUUCACAGCUUUUCUAGGAUAUUUGAGAUUCUUGUAGUACUAAGCAAAAUUAUCAGUACAGAAUGUAGCCCAGGUCAAUUCAUAAUUAAAUCUCUGUUUAUUCUGAUGAUGCUUCUAAAAUAGUACCAAUACAUUAAAGAAGUUUGAUAUUACUUCCUAAUUUACUUCAUUGAUUAAUUAGCUCAGUUGUUUUUAAUCCUCUGAUAUGUACAUUGGAUUAAUAAUCCUUUGUGCAGUGCUUUUAGUUAUGUUGCAUUUGGCAGAAUGGCAGUAAGGUUUCCCUCACUGGGGUUUCAGAAGGACAUAAAUAGUGUGUUUAUCAUAACUCCUUUAGUACUGACCAUUUUUAAAACCAUCUUUUUUCAUAAAUGUUGGUAGAAUUGGUCCAGGUUGUAACUUAUGUAAUGUUUAUGAAUAUCUGCAUCUUAUGGCCUCCAUAAGUAGCCAAUUGAUAUUCAAAAACCUAUUUCUGUGCUUUGAGGGGUAGGAAAGGAAAAAAAGAAAAGACAAUUUGAGAAAGGCAUACUGCUUCCAGAUUCUGACCUUGUGGGAAAAUGCUAUUGCAAUGAAAAUCCCCAUGAUUUAUUAUAAUAAGUAACCAAUAGUUUAUUAAAACCAACUUGUACACAUUAAUAUAUCUUUUCCGCAGUAUUCAGUUUUCUACUUCUGGUAUUGUACAUUGUAUGUUUUUUUUCCAUCCAUAUGUUAUUUAAUUUACAUUGAUCUCUGCUAUUUUAAGCCCCCAAAUAAUAAGUCCUUUAAGGGUAGUCACUACAAUACCCCUCAGUAAGAUUCUAAUAUUAAUUUCUUAACAAUUUAUUCUCUGUACAAUUAUAAAUGAUAAACAUUUUUGUGGACCUUUGCAAUAUGUGUUAAUGAAUUUACUUCAAGUUGGGUUCUUUCUGAAAUGUACAUUCUCACAUGUGAAAACCUCACUAUCUACUUGGUUUACACUUGUUAGUCUACAUUACAUGUGAUUAAAGAUUUUAUACAUUCUGUAUAUUUCACUAAAUAUAAAACAUUUACUUCUAUAAUGUUAGAAAAAAGGUAGUUAACUGUGUACUUAUGAUUUGUUCAUGUUACAUUAAACUUUAGAUUUGUGUAUUUAUGUAGUCUGUAUUGACAAAACUUUUCUGUGUGUUAUGUUUCGCUCCUUGAGUGACAUAAUAAUCUUUCUGUGCAUUGGAUUGUUGUCUUGAUUUGCUCAGAAUUUGGUUACCUAUGAGUCACUCAUAUAACUUUAAAAAAUUAAUUUUGUUUGAUAGAUUUAUAUUGUAAUCUUUUGUAGUUUUUGAAUAAAUAUAGCCUGCUUUCCCUAGA